CAAGCUUUCCCAUAUCAACACCUAUUAGCGGAAUGUUCGCUAGCUCAAGAUCUCCGCGAUAUCUACAACGAUGUUAGUGAAUGUGGCAGGGUACAUGUUUUCCUGAACGAUUUUAUUGAAAUUGGCUUCUGCGUUCAACCACGUGCUCUCCUGCAUGCCGGUCUAACACCAAGAACUCGAGCCGAAGUGGAAAAAACCAUUCAACGUUUACGGCCCUAUCAUGGAAUUUUACUCCUGGAAGAUGCCGUUCCAGGACACGAUUCAAAUCCAGCACUUAAUCUCUUCCUGAAGCACUGCCACCCUGACCAGAGUUUCAUUGGAGUGAGCGAUUCGACAGGCCUUCCAUUGCUUCAGGUGUUAAUAAUUGUCAGACAUUUGCUCCUCUGGGCACGUGCUAUCGUCAUAUAUCCAUUGUGUGGUUCAAAUGUCUACACUUCCGCUACAUCGCCGAAACCGCUGAUGAGGCUCACGGAACAGUACAGCCAGAUGUUUGGAAAUGCUCAUUUACCGACUAUAUUAGCGCAAUUUUCACCUCCCUGUAUGCUAGCCGAAUUCGUGGAUCCCUCAUUGUACAGUGCCGAGGAACAGGUAUGUGAUAGUACCAAAUGUUUCAGAAAUUUUAAAUAUAUAAACAGUAAAUAUCCCUGGCUAGAAGACUGGAAGAGUACGGGGACAUGAAA
Messenger RNA from Gongylonema pulchrum, 680 nucleotides. The record is from the annotation of a GenBank genome assembly. Lineage: Eukaryota; Metazoa; Nematoda; Chromadorea; Rhabditida; Gongylonematidae.